This is a messenger RNA of Paramecium pentaurelia, 1709 nucleotides long. The record is from the annotation of a GenBank genome assembly. NCBI's taxonomy places the organism in Eukaryota, Ciliophora, Oligohymenophorea, Peniculida, Parameciidae.
AUGAUUUCACUAGUCGAAUUAACUGAAUAUAGAGCAACUCGAUCACAUUCUCAAUACAAAUUAAAUCUAAUAGAUUUCGAUGACUUUGCAUACAACUUAAAUAAAACCAUCUAUAAUUAUUAAAAAUGCUAAACUGGAAAUAACAACGAUAAAUUAUCUAAAUUUAGAUAAUCAAAGAGUGUCUUAAAAGCUGAUCUUUAAAAAAAUAAACCUUCAGUAUACAAAACCUUCAAUAGAAAUGCACCUGGUUUUGAUGAAAAUGAAACUAAAGAAUUAUUAGAACAUAUUAUACAGUUAGAAUAUUUAUUUGUCUAAUAUAAUAAAUACUUUCCAGAUCAUAGCAAUCCUAUUCUAAUUAAUAAUUAUCUGAAUUGUUUAAGUUUAAAUAAAGAAAGUAUGACAUUUAAAUUAUUUAUAGAAUUCUUUAACAAUUAUACUUAAAAUAUAUCUGAAACUCUUUAAAUGUCUAUUCUAAGAAAUUCACAAUAAAGAAUUGCAGAUGAUAUAUCUGAUGAAAUGUUAAUUAAAUAUCUAAUUAAUGAGAUUAAUAGAAGAAAUAAAUAUGAAAAAAAUAUGGAUCUAAUUCGAAGUGACUAAACUAAAUUUUCUAAACUUUCUCAAAAUUAUGAAUUACAUAAGAAAACCAAAUAAUUAGAACAAACUAAAUCAAACCUAUUAGUAGCAUCUAUGAAACUUGUAUUUUUAAAUGUAUUUAUUAUUCUAUUAAAUAGUACUAAAAUUAACCAGUUUAUAUUAGAUUCCCAUUAUAUAAUAAAAAUAAAUAAUUAUGUAUAGACAUGGAAAAACUAUUAAAAUAAGGUGAGGCUUAUGAUUUAUUUAAAUAAUGGAGUCAAUAUAUAGAUAUUACUUCAUCUCACUCUGAAAUAACUUUAUUAAUCUCAAUUAUUCAGGAUCUCUUAUAAGAAGAUAGUUGGAUAUUAAAUUCUAUUAUUUAAUAGAUCUCUGGAAAAUAGAUAUUUAAAUUAGAAAGGAUUAUAUUAUAAAUUGGUGCUUUAAAUUAAUUUUGUUCUAAUUGUUUGUAAACCAUGGAUAAAAGUCAUACUUAAAUAUCAGAAUUAUUGUAACAUAAAUUAUAAAAUCUGAUACCUUCAUUUAUAAUAAGAAAUAGCAUCAAAUUAGAAAAGCAUAUUAUGAUAAUGUAGAAUUCAUAAGAUGAGAUAUCAAAAGGAGAUAAUAGACAUUCUAUAGAGAAUUAAUUAUUACAUUUAAACAACUUAAAAAUGUGUUUAAUUCCUUAAGGAUUAUUUAGUUAAUUAUGUUUUAUUCAUAGAUAUUGUACUGAAAAUAAUUAAAAUGAUCAUGAAAAAGCUAUGGAAUCCUAAUUAUUCGAGCAACCGCACGAAUUAAAUUAACCUAAUAUAAAAAAGGGAUUAAUUCGACAUGAAUCUCGUAGAACUAGUUUAAAGGAAAACAAAGGAUAUUAAAUUGAAUAACUUAAUUAACCAUACCUUUUGUAAAAAUUUACUGAAAUGAAAUUCACUUCAACUAUUUUUAUGGAUAAUAAUGUAGAUAAAUUAGAAUGGAAAAAUAUUAUAGAGAAUGUUAAAGAAGAGAAAAAAGAGUCAAAAGAAUCUAGAAGUUCCAAAUCUUAAUCUUCAAAUAUAUCAUUUUAGUUAAAUUAUAAUGAUGAAUACUUUUUGAGAUAAAUGAAGAACUUCUUAUAAAAACAAGAAGAAAAAAUAUAAUGA